GAAGGCGCCAUGUCGGGCCCUGAAGGUGGCAAAAAGGAGCCCCUGAAACAGCCCAAGAAGCAGGCCAAGGAGAUGGAUGACGAAGAUAAGGCUUUCAAGUGGAAACAGAAAGAGGAGCAGAAAGAGGAGAAGAAGAAACUCAAGGAGCUAAAAGCCAAGGCCACAGGGAAGGACCCCCUGGCCACAGGUAGAAUUAAGAAAUCUGGCAAAAAGUAAGCUGUUCCUCAUAUCUGAGGUGAUGGCGACCCCCUUCUAUUUCUAUUUAAACAUCUGGAUCCCUUGCCAUAGCAUCUUUGCCACCUACAGCUGGAAUGAAGGGUUAUCCUGGAGCCUAUUGUACAUUGUAAUAAACUUUAGUAAUAAAAUAAAAUUAAUAAUAAAAAAUAU
Molecule: messenger RNA, 387 nt
Organism: Meriones unguiculatus (Mongolian gerbil)
Lineage: Eukaryota; Metazoa; Chordata; Mammalia; Rodentia; Muridae
Product: translation machinery-associated protein 7-like
Exons: 1
Coding region: 10-216 (68 amino acids)
Source: RefSeq, a predicted model, not a curated record